Messenger RNA from Daldinia vernicosa, 2195 nucleotides. RefSeq lists its product as uncharacterized. Bases 395 to 1888 code for a protein of 497 amino acids. Lineage: Eukaryota; Fungi; Ascomycota; Sordariomycetes; Xylariales; Hypoxylaceae. The transcript has a single exon. The record is from RefSeq and is a predicted model, not a curated record.
CCUCUCUACCACUCAAAUAGCACCACGACUUUGUGCAGCUCACCCUGGUUCUUCAUCCAUCUCCUCUCCAGAAAUCAAACCAAGAGUAAAACGACAACAUUAGACAAGCUCGUCUCCGGUUCGAACCACAUGUCCCGCCUACGCGCCGACGAAUCAUCCUAUUUCUCUAGUUCCGACGCAGGGAAUCACAUCCAUUAUCUACGAGAACAUCAAGCACUUCCUGUUGGCUGCCACAGCAUAUCGCCUAAUACUACUUACAAUCAGCCCAGCUACUGGCUUGUCUAGUUUGUCUAGUUCGUCUGGCUCGUCUGGCUCGUCCGGCUCGUCUAAGCACUUCAAACAUCCUCCCAGCCUACAUAUCCCGUAUAUACACUGAGCCUGCACGUUAUAGAACAUGGCAGAUACAUCAUAUCCUUCAACCUACCCGCCUCCUCAACUUCGUAGUAAUUCCCCUCCUCAUCCACAGACCAAUACCACCACCAGUAGCUCUCCGAACGAUAGCAAUUUCCCAAGGCGUUCACUACCCUUCGUCUUCCCUCCUGUCUUUCCCAAAAUUACUUCAUCCACCUUUCUCGUACCAAAUACCGCCGAAGGAAGACCAAUCCCUCUCGACGACUCUACCACUGCCCAUCGUACUACUGCCCUACGCCAGCUGAGUCGUUCCCAACCAUCCUCGCGCCAACGUUAUUCCAGAGUCAAAACUCCGCCCAGUGCCAAGAGUUCAACGGCCGGAACUUAUUCGCAACCCGUCGUAGUGCGUACAUAUCCAGGAGCUUCUUCGUCGUCUUCUUCAGCAGUUAAGGGCCCGGUGUCCGUCUCUAGUACCUCGUCUUCACAUAAUCUAUCAUCUCAGCGUAUUAAACGGAAUAGCACAAUGAAGGACAAGAUGCGCCGUAAAGGAACCGAAAAAAGACGCGCAACAGUCGAAGCCAAACUACCGCCUCUUGAAUCCUUCACCUUUAAGAGUAUCAUAGCAGAUAUACAACAGGACGUUAAUGCAGACCUUGACCGGAUAGCAGAGAUAUGUGCACGCACGAAGUACUCUCUCAGCAACCAGUACGAGGUCCAUAUCGCCCCUCAAGGAUCAGGACCGGGGUUCCUAGGACCCCCAUCUACAUCUUCAAGGCAUCAUGUUCCUGGAGGGUCUACGCUACAGUCGGUAUCGAGCGAUGACGAACAUACUGGUUCCGUGCAGAGGAAAAGAAGAGGCGCUGCUCGGCGGAGAAAUACCGCCUACGGUACUCUAGAAACAAUUAUGAGUUCGAGCAGGUCCUCGGAUGAAGAUAGGAGCAAUAAAAAGCCGGCCGCUCAGAUUAUAGAGGAAGUAAGUCGUACUACUACAGGUACCAACGAUGAGAGCACCAGUGCGGCCAGUACGGAGGCCCAGGCCAGUAGCGAACAACAGGACGACCAACAAGGGUCUCUCUCGUCGAAGCCGGCUAUAUUCGCAACAGCCAUCAUCGACAGGUCUCGAGGCCAAACGCAGAACGCUACUACUUCCCCAGGGGCACCGGGGGUGAUCUUACUAAGUAGUCCUGCAGAGCCACAGACAUCAAAGAAUCACCUUGAAACCAAGACAUCGCCUGUAGGACCUACUGGAAGAUAUUAUACACGCGAAUCUCUAACGAGGAUUCCCCAGGCAGUCGCAUCAAAAUCUGUAGCUGCAGCAGACAUUACCACACCAGAAGAGCCAAGGAGUUCAUCAAGCCUGUUGUCCGGGUUCAGCACAUGGAUGUCCUGGAAGGGAGCAAAGCCUUCUUCUGAGGUAGCUGUGGCAGAUCCCGAGGUACCUAGGGGCUAUUCUUCUUACGCUGAAGGUACACUGAGGGAAUUGCUCAGGUCCAUAGAACAAGUUGGGGACACGGCCAAAAGGGAUAUCAAUAUAUGAGCACGUGAAAUGUUGGCAAGGUUUGCAAGGUUUUAUAACUCGUAACACCUCAUGGGUACUGCUUUUAUUAGGGUAUUGUAGCAGCAAGGCGUUUGGUUAGUUCUCCCGGCAAGUAGAAGAAACAAAAAGCGUAGGAUGUCUUACCAGUCAGAGGCAUCGCACCGUGCGCGUUCAAUACUUACCUACGUUGUUAUUCGAGAAUAGUAAACAAGUCAGCUAAGAGGAAGAUAUGAAGAUACCCAGAUAUGCCUAAUGACAUAUAUGUACGAAUGUACAAAAAAUAUAAUUUGAACUGUUAAACCUGAUA